Coffea eugenioides is the source of this 2195-nucleotide messenger RNA. RefSeq names its product DEAD-box ATP-dependent RNA helicase 5. The record is from RefSeq and is a predicted model, not a curated record. The coding region runs from base 96 to 1889 and encodes 597 amino acids. The transcript is spliced from 13 exons. Lineage: Eukaryota; Viridiplantae; Streptophyta; Magnoliopsida; Gentianales; Rubiaceae. Gene Ontology annotation, molecular function: RNA binding; ATP binding; RNA helicase activity. Gene Ontology annotation, biological process: rRNA processing. Gene Ontology annotation, cellular component: nucleolus.
UUCUGGGGUUUUGCUUCUGCUUCAGCAAUUUUGGGUCCAAAAACAAAAUCGCCAAGAAAUUGCUGUCAUUGGUAAAACCCCAGCCCCCAAAAGCCAUGGAAAACCCGGAAAAGGUAGCUCAUAAGAAGCAAAAGAACAAGUACAAGAGAAAACAUCAACAAGCUGAGGAAGAAGCUGAAGCAGAGGCGGUGAUUAUUGCCACAGAGUCAAAAAAAGACAAGAAAAAGAAGAAGAAACUGAAGCAAGAUGAGAUUUUGAAUAAUGGGUUGUCCCCAGAAUUUGAUGAAAAGGCUGAAAUCUUUGAUGGGUCAGCUGUGGAAUCCAAGAAAAAGAAGAAGAAACAGAGACAAGAAGACUUUUUGAAUAAUGGGUUGUCGUCAAAUUUUGUUGAAAAGGCUGAAAUAGCUAAUGGGUCAAUUAAGGAAUCCGAGAAAAAGAAGAGAAAGAGGAAGAAAAAUGAAGAAGGAGAAGAGGGUGUGAAAGGCAGCUUGAGUAAUGGGCUUGUGGAGAAAAGUAAAGAGAGCAAGAAGAUUGGCGAGGAUGAGGGAAAUGUGGAGGUGAGUGAUAGUAAUGAUGGUGUGAUUGUAUCUGGAAAAAAAGUCAAUGAUAGCAAGUACAAGGCUUUGAAAUCAUUUGGGGAUUCAGGGCUUCCUGAUAAUGUGCUGGAAUCCUGCAGAAAGUUCGAUAAGCCGUCUCCAAUUCAGUCUCAUUCUUGGCCUUUUCUGUUGGAUGGUCGCGAUUUUAUUGGCAUUGCAGCAACUGGAUCCGGUAAGACGUUGGCAUUUGGAAUUCCAGCUAUUAUGCAUGUAUUAAGCGAGCGAAAAAGUAAGACAUCGAAGAAGGUUAAUCCACUUUGCCUUGUACUUUCGCCUACAAGAGAGUUAGCUCAACAGAUUGCAGAUGUACUUUCUGAUGCUGGACAGCCUAGUGGAGUGAAGUCUGUUUGUCUAUAUGGAGGAACUUCAAAAGCACCUCAGAUAUCUUCUCUAAAGUCGGGCACGGAUAUUGUUAUUGGAACACCAGGUCGUUUGAAGGACCUAAUCGAAAUGGGAGUGUGCCAGCUCAAUGAGGUUUCUUUUGUGGUGUUAGAUGAAGCUGAUCGGAUGCUUGACUUGGGUUUCGAACCAGAAGUUCGUGCUAUAUUGAGCCAGACAUGCUCUGCUCGUCAAAUGCUAAUGUUUAGUGCAACAUGGCCUCUGCCAGUUCACAAGUUAGCUCAAGAAUUCAUGGAUCCAAAUCCUGUUAAGGUAGUUGUUGGGUCUGAAGAUUUGGCUGCCAACCAUGAUGUCAUGCAAAUUGUAGAGGUCUUGGAUGAUAGAGCACGUGAUGAACGUUUGACAAAUUUGUUGGAGAAAUACCAUAAAUCUAGAAGGAACAGAGUGCUAGUUUUUGUUCUGUACAAGAAAGAAGCAUCUCGAGUUGAGAAUAUGCUACAGAGAAGGGGAUGGAAAGUUGUUUCUAUAAGUGGUGAUAAAGCACAAAAUGCCCGUAAUCAGGCCCUCUCCCUGUUUAAGGAGGGAAGCUCUCCUCUAAUGAUAGCCACCGAUGUGGCUGCUCGAGGAUUAGACAUUCCUGACGUUGAGGUUGUAAUCAACUACAGUUUUCCGCUAACAACAGAGGAUUAUGUACACAGAAUUGGAAGGACUGGACGAGCUGGUAAGAAGGGUGUGGCUCACACAUUCUUCACAAAAGAGAAUAAGGGACUUGCAGGGGAGUUGAUAAACGUCCUCAGAGAAGCUGGGCAGGUUGUUCCUGCUGCCCUCUUGAACUUUGGGACGCAUGUCAAAAAGAAGGAAUCCAAGCUGUAUGGUGCACAUUUUAGAGAAAUUGAUGCAAAUGCUCCGAAAGCUACGAAGGUAAAAUUUGGCGACUCUGAUGAUGAGAGUUGAAGAUGAAACGAGAUGAUGUCUGCCUGCAGUGGACAGUAGUGAUUGUUGGCAUCUUCAGGCUUCAGCUGGUAUGCAGAGGCAAAUACAAAUCACAGGCAGAGUAGCAAGCAAAAGUAUCUCAAUUUUGACUAUUCAUAUAGGACACACUUUAUUAUUAUUUUUUAACUCAUUGUAAGUGUUAACAAUUUCUUAUUAAUAUAUAAAUGUUGGACUAGCCACAUCGGGGUAGGAAUUUUUUGUCUUUGGGGAAAAGAAACUGAACAGCUGCUUUCUAGAAUCAGGUGGGAAAGAGUGUUUUUUUUUUUU